This is a messenger RNA of Paramecium octaurelia, 1069 nucleotides long. The record is from the annotation of a GenBank genome assembly. NCBI's taxonomy places the organism in Eukaryota, Ciliophora, Oligohymenophorea, Peniculida, Parameciidae.
UAAUGAAUCUAGCCUUUGACUCCUAAGCGGUUGAACUUUUAACAAAUUAUGAGGACCUUCUAAAUUCAACGCUUGACCAAAGUCAACUUGAAUAGAUUUGUCACGAACUCAUAGACACCUUCUGUACAUUUUGGAAAUAUUUUUAGUUCUAUACAUAGAGGAGAUGUAAAACUAUAAAAGUGAAAUAAGUCUCGAAUUGAAAUCAAAGUAAACUGAAAUCGACAUGCUUCACUUACAAAUUACUAAAUAAACAAAUCAACUCGAAGAUCAAAAAGGUGAUUUAACUAGACAGAUUGAGAUAUGCUAAUAAUUGGAAUUGCAAUUGUAAUACUCCGAGUAGUAAACCUAGAAAUCCGAGAAAGAAAUCCUUUAAGUCGAAGCUGAACUCAGAAAAAAACUUCAUCAGCAGAAUCAAUAAUACAGAGAUUAAAUUUAAAUCCUAACAAGUGUGCAAUAGGAGAUAGAUAAAUAGAUUCUUCAACUCUCCAGAGAAAAGGGACAGCUGUAAUUAUAAUUUGAAAAACUCUAAAAGAAAUAUGAGGAAUAGUAAUUCUUAAUUACAAAUUUGACUGAAUAGUUGGCCAAUCUUCAAACAAACUCAAGUUUCAACACUAAAAUAUAGCAAAAUAAUGAUGCUAUAAUGGACAGUUAAGAUGAUUCUAUAGAAAUAAAGCCUCAAGAAAAAAGAGGUUUGUAUUCAAAUUGUAUUUCACAUAAUUAAAUCAAUUUCAAAUGGGAGAAAAUUUAACCUAGUAUAUCCUCUAUUCGGAAUUCGAUGACAAUUAUAAAUCCAACAAAUACAAGAUGUGACUUAUAAUCAAGACAAAAAAUUAAAUCUUUGGCUCUUCUGGGCAAUAAACAUGAAAAGCCAUGCGAUCCUUAUUAUGAAUUUUUUAAAUUGGUACUUCACAUAGUUUAUUAUUUUUAGAUUACUCAAUGUGUCAAAUUAGACUUAGGAUAAGCCCACAUAUUUACAAUGAACUUUGAUUAUCUUUUUGAAAGAUUUAAAAAUGAUUGUGUUCCAUUCAACCAGUGGUAUAAGAAAAUACUUGAUGAGAUUUUUACAUGA